Molecule: messenger RNA, 1026 nt
Organism: Blumeria graminis f. sp. triticale
Lineage: Eukaryota; Fungi; Ascomycota; Leotiomycetes; Helotiales; Erysiphaceae
Source: the annotation of a GenBank genome assembly
AUGCCUAGCCUUAACAAAAGAUUAGACAGAGCCUGUGAAAAUCUAGCAGCACAAUGGUAUAGCUGUUCAGCCAAUGAUGACUAUGAGCGCUCGACCGCUUUCCAAGGCUGUUGUUCAGUGGAUCCAUGCCAUCUUCUCGCAUGUCCAGAUCAAGAGAGCAUGGUAACAAAGUCAAAUCCAUCUUCCAUCGCCACACCUACUAUUCGUAUGGAGACCUCGUCAACAAUCUCAUCAACGACAGCCUUAGUCAACAUGCUCAGUGCUACUACAUCUGCAGCUUUGUCGCUAACGAGCAGUGGUGGCGAUAGUUCAUAUCAACCAACACCAAUUACGGCCUCAGCAAUAGAAGAGUCUGGAAUAAAAUUUCCAACGACAAAAUCCGAUAUCAUAAUUGCCAUUGCGGCGGCCACUGCAAGCGGACUGCUCAUUGUCGCUAUCUGCUUGUGUCUAGUCAUGCGCCAUGGGUGGGGGCUACAUGAUUGGCGAUGUGAUGUGAGCAGGGAUUCUAUGAGAGAAAAAAAUAGGGUACCUGGCAUGACCUUGCUCAACCACCAUGACAGUAGCUUGGAAGAUUUUGGCGGACGUUGUAAUGACUUCAGCAACUUCAAUGGUUACAGAAACAGUAGCAGCAGUAGAGGUGUGAGUCACGCUGGUCAUUCGCACUCAAUUUCUGCUAUGAACGACAAUGAUCAUGAUAAUGCGCCUCUACCUGAUUUUGAAAAAAAUCAGCUCGUGGAACCUCCGAUAGACGCGCACCCCGCUUAUCGGAAUUCCUGUGGCUGGUCGACGGUUUCGUUACAACCCUCCAGGCUAAUCUCGUGCGAAUUCUCGUCGCCGCAUCAACUAAACACCAUGUAUUCACCAAGGAUAACACCGAUCCCAAGCCAUCUUUUCUCUGAAACUCGACAUCUUGUUACGACAGAUAGUUACGACAAACUCCUUCAGAAAUGUCACUCGUUACCGCCAAGCUACAACGUGCCAUUAAAUUCGCACAAAUACGGUACCCUUGCAUCGAACCAAGGAUAA